This is a messenger RNA of Photinus pyralis (common eastern firefly), 1457 nucleotides long. RefSeq names its product protein CLP1 homolog (gene cbc). The record is from RefSeq and is a predicted model, not a curated record. The coding region runs from base 27 to 1298 and encodes 423 amino acids. NCBI's taxonomy places the organism in Eukaryota, Metazoa, Arthropoda, Insecta, Coleoptera, Lampyridae. Gene Ontology annotation, cellular component: mRNA cleavage factor complex; nucleus. Gene Ontology annotation, molecular function: polynucleotide 5'-hydroxyl-kinase activity. The transcript is spliced from 5 exons. Gene Ontology annotation, biological process: tRNA splicing, via endonucleolytic cleavage and ligation.
GGUAAUUUACGCCUGAAGUAAAUAAAAUGUCUGACGAAAAAAAAGAUAAUAUUCAAGAAUUUAAACUCGAGCCAGACUCUGAAUUACGUUUUGAAUUGGAGUCUAAAAGCGAAAAAGUUUACGUUAUCUUAAAGUCGGGCUUCGCUGAAGUAUUCGGCACAGAACUGGUUAUAGGCAAGCGUUAUGAGUUUACAGCGGGCGCAAAAAUUGCAGUGUUCACAUGGCAGGGCUGUGUUAUCGAACUAAGGGGCAAAACUGAUGUAAGUUAUGUCGCCAGAGAGACUCCCAUGAUUAUAUAUUGCAACUGCCAUGCAGCACUUGAGGUUAUGCGUACAGAUGCAGAAAAACAUAAUAAAAAGGGACCAAUUACUAUGGUUGUUGGUCCGGGUGAUGUUGGUAAAUCCACGGUAUCUCGAAUAUUGUUAAAUUAUGCCGUUAGGAUGGGACGUAGGCCUCUCUUUAUAGAUCUUGACGUAGGACAAGGGCAAAUUUCUGUACCAGGAACAAUAGGGGCGUUGCUCAUUGAAAGACCAGCUUCUCUGGAUGAAGGUUUCUCACAAGAAGCACCGUUGGUGUAUCAUUAUGGGCAUACUAAACCUGGUGGUAAUUGUACUUUAUAUAAUAUGUUAUACACACAAUUAGCUGCAUCAGUUAAAGAAAAGAUAGAGUCAAACAAAAAAACAAAAGUGUCAGGUGUAAUUAUAAAUACUUGUGGGUGGAUUAAAGGUGCCGGAUAUAAAGAAUUGACCCAAAUCGCUAAAACUUUUGAGGUUGACAUUAUCUUGGUAUUAGAUCAAGAAAGAUUAUAUAAUGAGCUGGUAAGAGACAUGCCAAGGUUUGUUAAGGUUGUUUUUUUGCCAAAGAGUGGAGGGGUGGUGGAAAGGUCGCAGACUGCCCGUAGUGAAGCUCGAGAUUUACGAAUAAGAGAAUAUUUUUACGGAACCCCAAAAAAUUCUGUGUAUCCACAUUCCUUUGAUAUAAAGUGGUCCGAAGUCAAGAUUUUUAAAAUUGGAGCACCCGCUUUACCGGACUCUUGUCUUCCUUUGGGAAUGAAGGCAGAAGAUCACCUAACAAAAGUGGUUGCUUUAACUCCAAAUCCAGGGAUUUUGCAUCAUUUGUUGGCCAUCAGUUAUGCAGCAAAAGAGGAUGAGAUUCUUUUAUCGCAUGUUGCAGGUUUUGUUUGUGUAACAAACAUUGAUACUGAAAGGCAGAUUUUAACAUUUUUAUCUCCUCAACCAAAGCCACUACCAAAUAAUACAUUACUGCUGUCAGAUUGCCAGUUUAUGGAUAGCCACUGAAUGAGAAUUGUGUUUAAUUUGCAUGUAGAAUUCAAUAUAAUUUUCUGAGAAUUGAUAUUUUCUAUAUUUUUGUACUGUUCAAUUCAUUGCUGUCUAGUCUACCUUAUGGAGAACUUUGUAAUUGUUUAAUAUAAUUAAAAAAUAAACCUAUUCUGCAAA